Lasiodiplodia theobromae is the source of this 549-nucleotide messenger RNA. Its product is annotated as Endoglucanase v-like protein. NCBI's taxonomy places the organism in Eukaryota, Fungi, Ascomycota, Dothideomycetes, Botryosphaeriales, Botryosphaeriaceae. The transcript has 3 exons. Bases 1 to 549 code for a protein of 182 amino acids. The record is from RefSeq and is a predicted model, not a curated record.
AUGUUCGCAAAGUCGCUCAUUUACCUCACUGCUGCGCUUGGCGUCGCCAAUGCCGGCACCACCUACAAGGCUACCAUGACGGCCUACGGCUCCAGUGACAACAACGGCUCGGGAAACUGCGUCAAGACAGGUGCUUGCGGCUUCUAUUUCAACCCCGGCUACUCUGCAGCCGUCUCCCAGAACCUUUACGGCGCGGGCCCUGGUGAGGGCGCUGGUCCUGCUUGCGGCAAGUGCUAUGCUUUGACCGCGGAGAAGGACAGCACUGGCAACACUCUCAGCGGCACUAAGACUGUUGUUGUCCGCGUCGACAACCUCUGCCCUGCUUCCGGCAACAACGUGUGCUCGAUGGGCUCGCUUUCGGAGACGAACUCGUACGGCGCGAACGUUAACUUCGACCUGUGCAUCGACUCGGGCGCCAAUACGGCCGUGUUCGGCGGCAACGACAUCGGCCUGGCGCAGGGUACGGCCGAGGAGGUCGACUGCUCUCAGUGGAGCGGCACUCAGAUCGGCUCCGGCUGGAAGAGGCACGCCCACAUUUUCUCCGGUUAG